CGUGAGUGCUAUUUCCCUAAGCGGCUGAAUAUGGAGGGAAACCCAAAACUCAACUUCCUAAAAAAUUCAAUUAACCAAAUAUUUCCCCCAACAACACAACUCCACCUUAAACAACAAUUCCCAAUUCUUAAAAAUCUCAAAAAGAACCAUAUUGCCACCCAACAUAGCGCCAAACUCAAAAAUUUCCCUCAAAAAAAUGAAAAUGGCAUCCAUGUAUAUAUACACACAACAAUCUCCCUUUCCAUUCCUCACCCACCCCACCCCACCCCACUCUUACCCCCCACCCACAUCCAAGAGAGUAAGAAGCAAUGGCAGAUCAAGAAAACAGUGUAAGAGUAACAAGGCUGGCCAAGAAAAGGGCAGCAGAAGCAAUGGUGCAACACUUACAACAACCCAACAAGAAGAGAGUUGUAUUGGGUGAACUUCAAGAUUUAUCCAAUGUGGGUGUCAAUCAAAGUAAACGGAUUACUACUAAGAGGAAAGUGAAAAGAUGUGUCGUUGAAAAAGGAAAGGAAGUUGAUGUUGAUGAUGGUAAAUUGGAUGAUGACCCACAGAUGUGUAGCGCUUAUGCUCAUGAUAUUUUUGACUAUCUUAGUCAAAUGGAGAUUGAGAAAAAGAGAAGACCAUUGCCUGAUUACCUUGAGAAGGUUCAGAAGGAUGUGAAUGCAAAUAUGAGAGGGGUGUUGGUUGACUGGCUGGUGGAAGUUGCAGAGGAAUACAAGCUUCUUCCGGACACAUUAUAUCUUACCGUUUCUCACAUUGACAGAUUCUUAUCACUGAAUCUCAUCCCUAGGCAAAGACUUCAGCUUUUGGGUGUUUCUUGUAUGCUUAUCGCUGCGAAGUAUGAGGAAAUCAAGCCUCCACAUGUCAAGGAUUUUUGUUACAUUACAGCCAAUACAUAUAUGAAGAAAGAUGUCGUGAAGAUGGAAGCUAGUGUGCUACAAUCACUCAAAUUUGAAAUGGGUACUCCCACAACCAAAACAUUUCUCCGACGAUUAGCUAGAGUUGCUCAAGAAGAUAGUAAAAACCCCGAUUUGCAGUUAGAGUUUCUAGGCUACUACCUAGCUGAGUUAAGUUUAUUGGAUUACAACUGUGUGAGAUUCUUGCCUUCUUUGGUUGCUGCUGCUGUGAUAUUCCUUUCAAGGUUCACAUUACAACCAAAGUCACAUCCUUGGAGUCUGGCCCUUCGACAUUGCUCUGGAUAUAAAGCAGCAGAUCUAAAGGAAUGUGUUCUUAUCAUACAUGAUCUGCAAUUAAGCAGAAGAGGAGCUACUUUGGUAGCUGUGAGGGACAAAUACAAGCUGCAUAAGUUCAAAUGUGUUUCAACGUUGUUUUCUCCUCAAGAAAUACCGGAUUCUUUCUUUGAAGAUACUACAUAAUUGUAUCUCGGGUAUAUGCUUGGAAAUCGGUAUGGCACAUUAUGAUGAUACUUGGAAGAGGUGAACUGCCUUCUUGGUGCUGGCUCAUGCUGCUUUGAGGACAUCAUUGUAGUAGAUUUGGUAUAAUCCUCAUGAUGUAUGAAACUUAUACACAUAGCUAAAUAAAAUAAUUUUGAAAUGUCUUUGCAUUUUUGUACUAUGUCACAUCUUGUAAUAAGCUGGAAACAACUUCAGAAUACUAUAUGAAAAUUUGUGAAUGUAUACAGUAUUUAUUACCUUCAU
This is a messenger RNA of Capsicum annuum, 1661 nucleotides long. Its product is annotated as G2/mitotic-specific cyclin C13-1. The coding region runs from base 309 to 1379 and encodes 356 amino acids. Gene Ontology annotation, molecular function: cyclin-dependent protein serine/threonine kinase regulator activity. Gene Ontology annotation, cellular component: cyclin-dependent protein kinase holoenzyme complex; nucleus; cytoplasm. Lineage: Eukaryota; Viridiplantae; Streptophyta; Magnoliopsida; Solanales; Solanaceae. The transcript has 7 exons. The record is from RefSeq and is a predicted model, not a curated record. Gene Ontology annotation, biological process: regulation of cyclin-dependent protein serine/threonine kinase activity; mitotic cell cycle phase transition.